AUGGUGCGGCUGGCGGCCGAGCUGCUGCUGCUGCUGGGGCUCCUCCUGCUCACCUUGCACAUCACCGUGCUGCGCGGCGGCGGCGAGCCCCACGCCCCCACGGGCGCCGGCAACCACAGCCAGCGGCAGCUGCAGACCCAGCUGAAUAUUGGUGAUGACCGUUCUCCUGAAGACAGCUUCACCCUGAACCCUGAGGACAGAAGAGAAUACCCUGAUCUCCAGGCUGCCCACCGGCCGUUCCCUAAGCAGCGAUUCAGGCAGGAAAAUGGGCAUACGUCCUUGCAAAGAGAUGGACCCAGAUCUUUCCUCCUGGAUCUCCCAAACUUCCCUGACCUGUCAAAAGCAGAUAUCAAUGGGCAGAAUCCCAAUAUUCAGGUUACCAUUGAAGUGGUGGAUGGCCCCGACACCGAGACAGACAAGGAUCUGCAGAAAGAGAGCAGCAAGCCUAGUUGGCUAGUCCCAUCACCUGACUGGAGAAACUGGUGGCAGAGGUCCUCCACCUUGACUCGCAUGAGCAGCGGUGACCAGGACUACAAGUAUGACAGCACUACUGAGGACAGCAACUUCCUAAACCCUCUCGGUGGGUGGGAUAGUCAUGCACCCAGUCACCGGACAUUUGAGUCCAAGGAGCAGCCAGAGUAUGAUUACAUUGAUGGUGAGGGAGACUGGAGCCCGUGGUCCCUUUGUAGCGUCACCUGCGGGAGUGGCAAUCAGAAGCGGACGAGGUCCUGUGGGUACGCCUGCACUGCCACCGAGUCACGGACCUGCGACAGGCCCAACUGCCCAGGGAUCGAAGAUACCUUCCGGACAGCUGCCACAGAAGUGAGCUUACUUGCAGGAAGUGAAGACUUUAAUGCUACCAAACUGUUUGAAGUUGAUACUGACAGCUGUGAAAGAUGGAUGAGCUGCAAAAGUGAGUUCUUGAAGAAAUAUAUGCACAAAGUGGUCAACGAUCUUCCUAGCUGCCCAUGCUCCUACCCCAGAGAAGUCGCAUACAGCACUGCUGAUAUCCAUGAUCGAAUUAAGAGGAAGAACUUUCGCUGGAAAGAUGCAAGUGGUCCAAAGGAAAAACUGGAGAUCUAUAAGCCCACUGCACGAUACUGCAUCCGCUCCAUGCUUUCUUUGGAAAGCACAACGCUUGCAGCACAGCACUGCUGCUAUAAUGAUAAUAUGCAGCUGAUUACCAGAGGGAAAGGAGCAGGUACACCAAACCUGAUCAGCAUUGAAUUCUCAGCAGAACUCCAUUACAAAGUGGACAUUCUGCCUUGGAUUAUAUGCAAAGGUGACUGGAGCCGAUACAAUGAAGCACGACCUCCAAACAAUGGGCAGAAGUGUACAGAAAACCCUUCAGACGAAGACUACUACAAGCAGUUUCAAGAAGCAAGGGAAUACUGAGAUUUUCCUCCUCUUCAGACACAAAAUAGCAUUCAUUUCCUGGAUGCCAAAGAACUGAUAAAGGCUGCUGCAUUGUCUCCUUCACAGGGGUUGAUCACUUUCUUUCUAAUGAAUGUAUAUAGUUGUAAUAUAAUACUUAAGUAUUUUU
This is a messenger RNA of Haliaeetus leucocephalus (bald eagle), 1543 nucleotides long. RefSeq names its product isthmin 1, angiogenesis inhibitor (gene ISM1). Gene Ontology annotation, biological process: negative regulation of angiogenesis. The transcript has 8 exons. Bases 1 to 1395 code for a protein of 464 amino acids. NCBI's taxonomy places the organism in Eukaryota, Metazoa, Chordata, Aves, Accipitriformes, Accipitridae. The record is from RefSeq and is a predicted model, not a curated record.